Molecule: messenger RNA, 2055 nt
Organism: Phalaenopsis equestris
Lineage: Eukaryota; Viridiplantae; Streptophyta; Magnoliopsida; Asparagales; Orchidaceae
Product: 65-kDa microtubule-associated protein 1-like
Exons: 10
Coding region: 64-1824 (586 amino acids)
Biological process (GO): microtubule cytoskeleton organization; cytokinesis by cell plate formation
Cellular component (GO): cytoplasm; spindle
Molecular function (GO): microtubule binding
Source: RefSeq, a predicted model, not a curated record
UGGUGCUUUUCGUUGUUUAGGUUUUUGAGAGUGGGGCUGAGUUUAUGUCAAUUUCUAGAGAAAAUGUGGAGUUUUUGUUUGUGGAUUGCUGGUGGAGAGAAGGCGAGGGUUUUUGGUAAUUUUUGCAUACCAAUGGAUGUAACAAAUUCUCAAGAUGUAUUCUCGGGUCAGAACACCUGUGGUGCAUUGUUGCAGCAACUUCAGGUCAUAUGGGAUGAGGUUGGUGAGAGCGAAGAGGAGCGUGAUAAGAUGCUGCUUCAGCUAGAGCAAGAAUGCUUGGAUGUUUAUAUGAGGAAAGUCGAUCAGGCUUUGAAGUCCAGGGCUCUGCUUCUUAUGUCAUUGGCUGAUUCCAGAGCUGAACUUGCUAGUCUUCUUUCUGCUCUUGGGGAAAAUACUUAUGCUGCCCUUCCUGACAAGUCAUCCGGUACAAUCAAAGAACAACUGGCAGCCAUUGCACCAACAUUACAACAGUUAUGCAAACAAAAAGAAGACAGGCUUAAAGAGUUUACUGAUGUUCAAUUACAGAUUCAAAAGAUUCUUAGGGAGAUUUCUGGAAAUUCACCAAAUGGUGAGAAGUUGGGAAUGCUAGUGGUUGAUCAGAAUGAUUUAUCAUUACAGAAACUGGAUGAGUUCCAUGUUCAAUUGCAGGACCUUCAAAGAGAAAAGAGUGAAAGGCUGCAUAAGGUUCUUGAUUUUGUGAGCACUGUUCAUGAUCUUUGUGCUGUGCUGGGGAUGGAUUUUUUUGGAACAAUUACUGAAAUCCAUCCCAGCUUGAAUGAGUCCAUUGGUGUUCAGUCCAAGAGUAUAAGUAAUGACACAUUAUACAAGCUUUUCAAAAUGGUUGAGAGCUUGAAGGAGGACAAGAGAGUGAGGCUACAAAAGCUUCAAGUGUUGGCUGCUCGGCUCACUGAUCUUUGGAAUCUGAUGGAUACUUCCUCUGAAGAGCGCGAAUUAUUCCGCCACAUUACCUCUAAUAUAUCUGCUACCGUGGACAAGGUCAUUGUCCCUGGAGCCCUCGCACUUGAUAUAAUUGAACAGGCUGAAGAGGAAGUGGAGAGGUUAGAUAAACUGAAGGCUAGCAGAAUGAAAGAAAUAGCAAUGAAAAAACAAGCUGAACUUGAAGAGAUAUAUGCCCAUGCUCACAUGGAUUUUGAUUCAGCGGAAGCAGAGAAGAAGAUUGUGGCUUUGAUCGAGUUUGGGAAUGUCGAGCCUUCCGAAUUAUUUGUUGAAAUGGAUGAUAAAAUAUUAAAAGCAAAGGAGGAAGCGUUGAACAGAAGGGAGAUAUUGGAAAAAGUUGAGAAAUGGAUGUCUGCUUGCGAAGAAGAGAGCUGGCUCGAUGACUACAACAGGAUUUAUCAUGGCCUUGUAGAAACUCUAGUGUCCAAGACUCGAGCAUGGGAGGAAGCUCAUGGGAUUCAGUUUACAUAUGAUGGUGUUUCCCUUCUCGCCAUGCUUGAUGAGUACACCAUGCUGAGGCAUGACAGGGAGGAAGAGAAGCGCCGACAGAGGGACCAGAAGCGCUUCCACGAACAACUCACUACAGAACAAGAAGCCUUAUUUGGCUCAAAACCGAGCCCUGUGCGAUCAUCGAGCAUGAAAAAAAUGGUCGUUCCUCGUGCUAAUGGAGGCUCAUCGAACCACACGCUUAGUCGCAGACUGAACACUCAUCAUCAUCAUGGAAGCAACAAUGGCGUAAGAUCUGUCAGUAGGGACGGUAAGAGAGACAACCGGCUUUCAGCCCCUGCAAACUACGUCGCAAUAGCGAAAGAAGACGCUGCUACUACCUUCUCCUCAGGGAACGAUCUAGUGCUGACUUCUCCAUGAAAAAUAGUUUCAGUAACCUCUGUGCUUAAAUAUUCUUCUAUUUCUGGCUUAGGGUUAGGGUGUUCUUGCGAACAUAUCGAGGGGAGUAAGUAUGAGAUUCUUUUUAACUCUAGAAACAUGUGAAGAAGGCGUGAUGUGUAUUUCUUGUGGUGUGUUGUAGUGUGUAGAUAGAUAUAUAGUCUGUGUUGUACUUGUUCUGCUAAUUUCAAUCUUGAUUCAAUUAUCUCACCA